AUGAACCACAAAGAAAACACAAAUGGCGUUAAUGGGUUUCACAGGGAAGACGAUUUUGACCCCAGUAAUCCACCGCCAUUCAAGAUUGCAGAUAUCCGGGCUGCCAUUCCUAAACAUUGCUGGGUAAAGAAUCCAUGGAGGUCUUUAAGCUAUGUUUUAAGGGAUAUUGUUGUGGUUUUUGCUUUAGUUGCAGCUGCAUUUUACUUCAAUUCUUGGCUUUUUUGGCCUCUUUAUUGGGCUGCUCAAGGAACGAUGUUCUGGGCUAUCUUUGUUCUUGGUCAUGACUGUGGCCAUGGGAGCUUUUCAAACAACUCCACAUUAAAUAAUGUGGUGGGUCAUAUUUUGCAUUCUUCAAUUCUUGUGCCUUACCAUGGAUGGAGAAUUAGCCAUAGGACUCACCACCAGAAUCAUGGAAAUGUGGAGAAGGAUGAAUCUUGGGUUCCGUUACCUGAGAAGAUCUAUAAGGAAUUGGAUUUAAGUACACGGAUUAUGAGAUUCACUAUCCCUCUCCCCAUGCUUGCAUAUCCUUUUUACCUGUGGUCAAGGAGUCCAGGGAAAGAAGGUUCACACUUCAAUCCUUAUAGCAACUUAUUUGCGCCUCAUGAGAGAAAAGCUGUGUUAACCUCUACUUUGUGUUGGUCUGUAAUGGCUCUUCUGCUAUUCUGUUCAUGCUUUAUUUUUGGGCCUGUUCAAGUGCUCAAGUUCUAUGGAAUUCCAUAUUGGAUUUUUGUAAUGUGGCUGGACUUUGUUACUUACCUGCAUCACCACGGACAUGACCAAAAACUUCCCUGGUACCGGGGCAAGGAAUGGAGUUACCUGAGAGGAGGGCUAACAACAGUUGAUCGCGAUUACGGAUUUUUCAACAACAUCCACCAUGAUAUUGGCACGCAUGUUAUUCAUCAUUUGUUUCCUCAAAUCCCACACUAUCAUCUAAUAGAAGCGACAAAAGCAGCAAAGCCAGUGCUGGGAAAGUACUACAGAGAGCCAAAGAAAUCAGGGGCAUUUCCAUUUCACUUGUUCGAAAGUCUACUUAGAAGCAUUAGAGAAGAUCAUUAUGUGAGCGACAUUGGAGAAAUUGUGUACUAUCAGACAGACCCUGAGCUAUACAGAAUUCCUAAAAGCAAGUUAAGCUGA
Molecule: messenger RNA, 1134 nt
Organism: Jatropha curcas
Lineage: Eukaryota; Viridiplantae; Streptophyta; Magnoliopsida; Malpighiales; Euphorbiaceae
Gene: FAD3
Product: omega-3 fatty acid desaturase, endoplasmic reticulum-like
Biological process (GO): lipid metabolic process
Molecular function (GO): oxidoreductase activity, acting on paired donors, with oxidation of a pair of donors resulting in the reduction of molecular oxygen to two molecules of water
Source: RefSeq, marked provisional